AUGGCGGCGCCUGCCCUCCUCCCUCCUCCUACCAUGGACGAAGAAGGCGCCGCCUCGCCCGCCCCAGUGCCCCCUUCCCCCGCCCCACCCCAGUCGGAGCCGGAGACGAAGCCCGCGCUCCUGCGCCGGCGCCCGCCCAUCCGCGUGACCUCAGAGUUCGACAGCGAACGGCGGCUCUUCUCCCACCGCCUCUCCUGUCGCGUCCUCGACGGCGUCGCCAAGCUCCGCCUCCGCAUUAGCCAUGGCGCUGGGGGAGGAGGGAUCCCCUGGGGCCCGCCCGAGGUUGGGCUCAUGGCGCGGAACUUCUCCGUCGUCGUCGACCCCGCAACCAGAGGCGCCGUGCUGCGCGGCGCCGCCGACCUCGCCGGCUCCCUGCGACUGCGCGCCUCGCACAACACCAAGGAGCGACAAGGAGAAGUGGCAAUUACUGCGAAUUUGAGGGAUUCACCAUGCAAGAUUGAAUUGUCAUCUCUGGUUCCUCCUAAUGCACUGCCAAGAGCAACAUUCUUCUUCCCAAAUGGUGAAGUCUCAAUUAAAGAGAAGAUUUUGGAUGAGGGUGACAGAAUUUUGUCAGUAAAUGGCCUUGUGAAGUCACGUGUUUUGAAUGGAGUUUGCACAGCUGUGUAUAAUGCCAAUGCGAUGAACAUUAAAUACCGCUACAAGGAUGAUGAAAUAUCAUUUGUCCCCAGCAUCUCGUUACCAUCCAAUUCUCUGUCAUUUGCAUUCAAGCGCCAAUUAACGCCUUUGGACAAGUUGAGCUAUUGGUACAAUUUUGACACAAACUACUGGAGCGCCAUCUACAAACACAAGGCUAACAAGCAUCUCAAGUGGAAAGCUGGCUAUGAGUCAGACAACAGGCUUGGAUGGGCAUCGCUUUGGGUUGGAGAUGCUGGCGGCAGUACAAAGGAGGUGCCAAUCAAAGCCAAAGUUCAGCUCACGCUUAAAGUCCCCCAGGACAAUAUGCAGAAUUCAGCUGUAGUGUUCCAUGUGAAGAAAAGAUGGGAUUUUUAG
This is a messenger RNA of Miscanthus lutarioriparius, 1011 nucleotides long. The record is from the annotation of a GenBank genome assembly. Lineage: Eukaryota; Viridiplantae; Streptophyta; Magnoliopsida; Poales; Poaceae.